This is a messenger RNA of Coregonus sp. 'balchen', 12683 nucleotides long. Lineage: Eukaryota; Metazoa; Chordata; Actinopteri; Salmoniformes; Salmonidae. The record is from the annotation of a GenBank genome assembly.
AUGGAAGAGGCUGGUGCCCCCCACUUCCCCUUCCCCUACCAGCCAUACCCCAUCCAGGAGCAGUUCAUGCAGGCCCUGUACGGGGCACUGGAGCACGGCAAAGUCGGCAUCUUCGAGAGCCCUACUGGAACGGUGUGUGUGUUCAUAUCUGUGUAUUAAUGUGCAUGUGAUUGUGUGUGUCUAGCUGUCUCUGUCUGUGUAUUAAUAUAUACAGUACUGGUCAAAAGUUUGGACACGCCUACUCAUUCCAGGGUUUUUCUUUAUUUUUACUAUGUUCUACAUUGUAGAAUAAUAGUGAAGACAUCAAAACUAUGAAAUAACACAUAUAACACAUAUGUAGUAACCAAAAAAUAGUUAAACAAAUCAAAAUAUAUUUUAUAUUUGAGAUUCUUCAAAGUAGCCACCCUUUGCCUUGAUGACAGCUUUGCACACUCUUGGCAUUCUCUCAACCAGCUUCAUGAGGUAGUCACCUGGAAUGCAUUUCAAUUAAUAGGUGUGCCUUGUUAAAAGUUAAUUUGUGGAAUUUAUUUCCUUCUUAAUGUAUUUGAGCCAAUCAGUUGUGUUGUGACAAGGUAGGGGUGGUAUACAGAAGAUAGUCCUAUUUGGUAAAAGACCAAGUUCAUAUUAUGGCAAGAACAGCUCAAAUAAGCUAAGAGAAACGACAGUCCAUCAUUACUUUAAGACAUGAAGGUCAGUCAAUAUGGAAAAUAUCAAUAACUUGUGAAUCAGACCUUCAUGGUCGAAAUACUGCAAAGAAACCACUACUAAAGGACACCAAUAAGAAGAAGGGACUUGCUUGGGCCAAGAAACACGAGCAAUGGACAUUAGACCAGUGGAAAUCUGUCCUUUGGUCUGAUGAGUCCACAUUUGAGAUUUUUGGUUCCAAGCAUGGAGGAGGAGGUGUGACUGUGUGGGGGUGCUUUGCUGGUGACACUGUCUGUGAUUUAUUUAGAAUUCAAAGCACACUUAACCAGCAUGGCUACCACAGCAUUCUGCAGCAAUACGCCAUCCCAUCUGGUUUGCGCUUAGUGGGACUAUCAUUUUGUUUUUCAACAGGACAAUGACCCAAAACACACCUCCAGGCUGUGUAAGGGCUAUUUGACCAAGAAGGAGAGUGAUGGAGUGCUGCAUCAGAUGACCUGGCCUCCACAAUCACCUGACCUCAACCCAAUUGAGAUGGUUUGGGAUGAGUUGGACCGCAGUGUGAAGGAAAAGCAGCCAACAAGUGCUCAGCAUAUGUGGGAACUCCUUCAAGACUGUUGGAAAAGCAUUCCUCAUGAUGCUGGUUGAGAGAAUGCCAUGGGUGUGCAAAGCUGUCAUCAAGGCAUAGGGUGGCUACUUUGAAGAAUCUAAAAUAUAUUUUGAUUUGUUUAACACUUUUUUGCUUACUACAUGAUUCCAUAUGUGUUAUUUAAUAGUUUUGAUGUCUUCACUAUUAUUCUACAAUGUAGAAAAUAGAACAAAUAAAGAAAAACCCUUGAAUGAGUAGGUGUGUCCAAACUUUUGACUGGUACUGUAUAUGUAUGUGUGUGUUCCAGGGCAAGUCUCUGAGUCUGAUCUGUGGAGCUCUGAGCUGGCUGAGGGACCAUGAGGAGAAGAGGAGACAGGAGGCAGACAGACUGCUGCAGGGGGGUGGAGUUACAGCUCUCUCCAUCUCCUCAUCCCUCUCUACCACAACAUCCUCCUCUGCUGAGCCUGACUGGAUCACUGACUUUGUGCAGAAGAAGGCAGAACGGGACUUUGUGUCUAAACUGAAGGUAGUGGAGUAUAUGUGCAUGUUUGGUGUGACUUAGGUGUUUGCAGAGUGUUAGCAUCACUGUGUGUCUGUAUCUUUGUGUGUGUGUCAGGAUGAAGAGCUGCGGAGGAAGAAGAGGGAGGAACACCUGGAAAUGAUCAGAAACAACUCUCAGCUGAAAUACGCUCUGAAGAGAAAGGUAGAGCAUAACAUUAUAAUAACAUUAUAAUACGCAGUAGAGUAUAGAUGUAUACAGUAACAGCUUAAAUGUUGUGCGUGUGUGUAUAUGUAGAGCUGUGAGGAUGAUGAGGCGGUGAAGCUGCUGCAGCUCAGUAAGGACCCCCAGGGGGAGGAGCUAAAGGAUCCUGAGGAGGAGGAGCUUAUUGUGGCUGAGUAUGAGAGCGAUGACGAAUCGAAGACUAAGAACAAGUAAGGACAACCCAAUUACUAGGCCACAAUUGAGUGUAGCCUAAUAAAAUAGUACAGAGUGUUUCAAUUUGACACACAUAAUGACACCCCUGUCUCACCUCUACAGGUUCUGUGGAGGUGAUGACGAUGAUGAAGAUGACUUGGUGGAGGAGCACGUCACUAAGGUGUAUUUGGGAUUCUUAGGUUAUUUCUCUUACAUAGAAUUUUGUCCUUGGUCAACACCACUCAUUGUUGUGUGUGUGUGUGUGCGUUUCAUCAGAUCUACUACUGCAGCCGUACACACUCCCAGCUGGCUCAGUUUGUCCACGAGGUGCAGAAGAGUCCCUUCAGCCAGGACAUCAGCCUGGUCACACUGGGGUCCCGACAGGUACACACACACACACACACACACACACACACACACACUGAUCUUUACACAUUCUCUCCAUUCCUGUGUAUUAAUGAGGUGUGUGUGUCUGUGUAGAAUAUGUGUGUAAAUGAGGAGGUGCGUCGGCUGGGAAGCGUCCAACGUAUCAACGACCGCUGUAUGGAAAUGCAGAAGAACAAACACGGUGAGAACAUAUGCUCCCAGAAUGAAUGGGUCCUUAUGGCAAUGCUGACUCAACAAAAUAUGGUUAUUCAGUAUCUCAGUAAGGGAAGUCAUAUCCAAAAACUGUUGGUGAAUCAACUACAGUUAAGGAAAGUCAUACACAUUUAUAUUAGGAGGAAUCUAUCCUUUUUAAAGAACUGUAGGCCUGUCGCAUUGCUCUCUUUUCUCAAAGAUGUCCUAUCUUUCUCUCCUGUAUUCUCUCUCGCUCUCUCUCAGACCAGCGUCCAAAGGAAGUGGAGGGUGGUAAGAGGAAGAGGGGUGUGUCUAAGGCGGUGUGUCCGUACAUAGGGGCUCAGGGGCUGCAGACACUGAGGGAUGCAGUGUUGGGGGCAGUACGAGACAUAGAACAGCUGCUCAGCCUGGCCAGAGAAACACGAUCCUGUCCCUACUACGCUACACGCCUCGCUAUACCCCCCGCACAGGUACACACUAUCGCACUGUUUCCGUCAAAUUAUUAUGGUAUUGCAUUGUAAGACCCUGGUCUUUGACGUGUUUGUGUGUGUAGCUGGUGGUGCUGCCCUAUCAGACAGUACUCCAUGAGGGGACGAGAAGAGCAUCAGGGGUGCAGCUGAAAGGACAGGUUAACCACGCUUAAAACACACACCUUUUAACAUUAAUAUUUUAGCUUUCUAUACUCCACCGUUGAAUACCUUGAAUAUGUAUUUUGCCCUUGUGCUAUGUCUACCUAUUGUACAAUGUAUUGAGCUGUUUUACCUGUUUGAUUUUAUUGGUUUAGGUGCUGAUCAUAGAUGAGGCCCACAACCUCAGUGACGUUCUCUCCUGUAUACACAGCUCAGAACUAACUGGAGCACAGGUACACACACACACACACGCACACACACAAGAACUGUAGUUUGUCGAUGUGUCUGUGGUAGGAAUAACAUUUGUUGUUGUCUAUAUUGUUUAAUGACGUUUUUAUCCUGUGUCCAGCUAUGCCGUGCACACUCCCAGCUUGCACAGUACUCUGAACGCUACAGGUAAGCUCACACACACACACACACACACACACACACACACACACACACACACACACACACACACAGUGUCUGAUGUGUCUGAUUGUCAUUGUAACAGGAGUCGACUGAAGGCCAAGAACCUGAUGUACAUUAAACAGAUCCUUUUUGUGGUGGAGGGGCUGGUGCGUGUGCUGGGAGGUAAGUGUGUGUGUGUGUGCACUCAAGUAGGCCGUGAAAAAGAGCCAGAACAAGAUACCUAUAUACAGUGCAUUCGGAAAGUAUUCAGAACCCUUACAGCCUUAUUCUAAAAAUGAUUAAAUUGUUUUUUUCCCUCAUCAAUCUACACACAAUACACCAUAAUGAUAAAGCAAAACCAGGUGUUUAGAAAUGUGUGCAAACCCCCCCAAAAACACAGAAAAUAUCACAUUUACAUAAGUAUUCAGACCCUUUACUCAGUACUUUGUUGAAGCACCUUUGGCAGCGAUUACAGCCUCGAGUCUUCUUGGGUAUGACACUACAAGCUUGGCACCCCUGUAAUUGGGGAGUUUCUCCCAUUCUUCUCUGCAGAUCCUCUCAAGCUCUGUCAGGUUGGAUGGGGAGUGUUGCUGCACAGCUAUUUUCAGGUGUCUCCACAGAUGUUCGAUCGGGUUCAAGUCCGGGCUCUGGCUGGGCCACUCAAGGACAUUCAGAGACUUGUCCCGAAGCCACUCCUACGUUGUCUUGGCUGUGUUCUUAGGGUCAUUGUCCUGUUGGAAAGUGAACCUUUGCCCCAGUCUGAGGUCCUGAGCAUUCUGAAGCAGGUUUUCAUCAAGGAUCUCUAUGUGCUUUGCUCCGUUCAUCUUUCCCUCGAUCCUAACUAGUCUCCCAGUCCCUGCUGCUGAAAAACAUCCCCACGGCAUGAUGCUGCCACCACCACGCUUAACCGUAGGGAUGGUGCCAGGUUUCCUUCAGACGUGACGCUUGGCAUUCCGGCCAAAUAGUUCCAUCUUGGUUUCAUCAGACCAGAUAAUCUUGUUUCCCAUGGUCAGGGUCCUUUAGGUACCUUUUGGCUAACUCCAAGUGGGCUGUCGUGCCUUUUACUGAGGAGUGGCUUCCGUCCGGCCACUCUACCAUAAGUGCUGCGGAGAUGGUUGUCCUUCUGGAAGGUUCUCCCUUAUCCACAGAGGAACUCUGGAGCUCUGUCAGAGUGAGCAUUGGGUUCUUGGCCAGCUCUAGGACAAGUCUUGGUUGUUUCAAACUUCUUCCAUUUAAGAAUGAUGGAGCCCACUGUGUUCUUGGGGACCAUCAAUGCUGCAGACAUUUUUUGGUACCCUUCCCCAGAUCUGUGCCUCAACACAAUCCUUUCUCGGAGCUCUACGGACAAUUCCUUCGACCUCACCAGCAAAGCACCCCCACACCAUAACACCACCUCCUCCAUGCUUUACGGUGGGAAAUACACAUGCGGCGAUCAUCCGUUCACCCACACCGCGUCUCAUAAAGACACGGUGGUUGGAACCAAAAAUCUCAAAUUCCUCACUACCCUGGUUUUUGCUCUGACAUGCACUGUCAAAACUGUAGGACCUUAUAUACACUACCGGUCAAAAGCUUUAGAACACCUACUCAUUCAAGGGCUUUUCUUUAUUUUUACUAUUUUGUACAUUGUAGAAUAAUAGUGAAGACAUCAAAACUAUUAAAUAACACAUAUGGAAACAGCUCAAAGGACAACAACAAAUGAUGGACUGAUCUAGCACUGUUGCAGAGAAAACGACAGAGGCAAUAUAUGAGAUUGCUUGGAUACUCGUGAGAAACAAGAAGGUCUUCACAGACGCGGAGAUUGUCAAAUAAUGAUUUUUGGCCUCAGCCAAAAUAUUGUAUGCUGAUUUCACAAACAAGGAAGCUAUUUUAAAGCAAAUUAAGGGACUGCAACUCUGACUCGACCAUAACAAGACGCAUAGAAGACAUCGGUAAGCAACUGAUUCCUGGCAUCCGUGGCGCAGUGUUUUAGUAUUGCGCUUGACAAAAUUGCCCAAUUAUGUGUUUGGGUCCGCUUCCCUCAAAACAAGUCGUUCAGAGAGGAACUUUUAUGUGUACUGUCCCUUCAGGGACAAACACGAGGAGAGGAUAUUCUGAAAGCCCUUGUUACACUUUUGCUGAUAAUAAUAUUGACUGGUCAAAUCUGGCAUCUGUGUGCACUGACGGCGCCCCAAACAUGCGAGGGAAGGAGAAGGAACUCAUAGGCCUGAUGAGAAAAAGAGAGGAUAUUCCCAAUUUGUUAUGUUUCAUUGUAUCAUUCAUCAGGAAGCACUUGUGGCUAAACUCAAAGACUGACUUACAGAAUGUGAUGCAGCAAGUCAUGCGAGUGGUGAACAUUAUUAUUGCGAGGGCACUAAAUCACCAGCAAUUCCUCGAGUUGCUGGAGGAAUGCCAUUUUCGCUCAUCCAACUACUGAUGUAACCCUUAUGGGUCUUAUACGUGUGAUGUAGCCUAUUUGAUGUAUAUAUCAAAUAUAUUAUUUGUGAUGUGCUGUACAUCAAAUCAAUUGCAUGUGCUCUAUUGCUCUGAAUUUGCUCUCAAUUGAUAAUUGAUAAUAUUGGAAGAAAAAGUACAAGAACUUAAAGAUCUGUGCGGCCCUCUGAAUGAUUGUCUCAACCCAAAGUGGUCCCCUUACAAAAACUAGUGAGUAACACUGGUAUAUGGUAAUAGCUCCAUCAGUACUCUGAACGCCUUCUGUUAGGCUAAGUGGAGUUUAAACCAUAUUACUUAUAAAACCAUGUUAUAUCUAUAUUGUCUUCAGGUAAGGUGGGGCAGAAUCCACACAGCCAGACUACUCAGCCAGGUAAGAACACACGCACACAAAUACACACACACACACACACACACACACACACACACACACACACACACACACACACACAGUAUGAAGUGACCUCUGCUCACUUUGUCUCCCAGCAACCGAACUGCUGACUAUCAACAACUUCCUGUUCAAGGCUCAGAUAGACAACAUCAACCUCUUCAAGGUAACCAAGACCACAACCACAACACACUGCGAUUGGCACAGAAAUUGGGGAAGGGAUUGAUGGAUUUUAUGGUUAUUGGUGACAAAUUGCAUUGCAUCUCUCUCCUUCUCUUCCUCUUUGUCUGUCUAUGAAGGUACAGAGAUACUUUGAGAAGAGUAUGAUCAGCAGAAAGGUAAGUGGUGUGUGUGUGUGUGUGUUUGUUAUGAUACAGUGUGUUUUCUAAUGUUGUUUGUUCUCCCUCUAGCUUUGUGGCUUCAUAGAAAAGUAUGCAGGUACAGGUGUGACGUCACACACACAAACCUCACACACACAGACACAGUUUGCCAACAAAGAGAACCGUCGCACUGAAGGCCUGAACCGCUACCUACAGACACUGCAGAGCAGCCAACAGCCUGACACUGGUAAACACACACACACACACUUGGGAUGUCACCUUAUAAGAUUUUGACGGUAUUGUGAUGAACCAAGCUCCCUGACCUACGAAAAACGGACUCUCACCAUGUUUAAGGUGCAAGGGCUGCCUAACAGAGACACUCAUACUCUCUCUCUUUCCCUCUCUCCUGUAGAGUCACCUCCAGGCCAACAGGGAGCAGCAGAGGACAGGGAGCUGGCAGCAUCCCCUAUGAUGCAGGUAGAGGGCUUCUUCAUGGCUCUCACCAACACCAACACUGACGGACGUGUGGUGCUACACACACAAGGUACACACACACACACACAUACACCAACUUCUCUGUUGAGCAGAAACUAGUUUCUCCAAACAUGCUAAUGUUUCUCUAUUACAUCUCUCACUCUCUCUCUCUAUUACAUCUCUCUCUCUCUCUCUCUCUCUCCAGGUAGUGUAGCGGUGAGUAGUAUGAAGUUCCUCCUGUUGAACCCAGCGGUACACUUUUCUCAGGUGCUGAAGGACUGUAGAGCUGUCAUCAUCGCUGGAGGAACCAUGCAGCCUGUAAGAACGCACGCACACACUCUUAUCUUCAUCACCUGUGAUGACCUAGGCAAAUGAAAGUCAAGACAACUACUCUGUGCGUGUGUCUAGGUGUCUGACUUUAAGCAGGAGCUGUUGUUCUCUGCUGGUGUUGGAGCGGAUCGCAUCAUAGAAUUCUCCUGUGGUGAGUACCCUAAGAUACUGCACCCUGGGAUUGAUCUGGGAGGACUGGGGGUAGUUAGAAUAAGAGAGCAGGUUAAAGGUCAGCGUUACAGUAAUAGUAAAGCAUAAAGUAAUUUCUCAUUGGUCCUAGCUGAGAUGCACCUGGUUUGGACAAACUGACUGUGUGUUUGGCAGGUCAUGUGAUUCCUCCAGAGAAUAUCCUACCCAUAGUGCUGUGCAGCGGCCCGUCUGGUCAGGAGCUGGAGUUCACCUUCCAGAACAGAGACACACCACGCAUGGUUACACACGCACCUUUUUAAAGCCGCAUUCUGCCAUUCGGAGAAGCCAAUGUUAAUGUUAAUGGGCGGAGGGGAGUGUAAUGUGUGUGUAUGUGUCCAUGUGUGUGUAGAUGGAGGAGACUGGCCGUGUGCUGUCUAACCUGUGUAACGUGGUGCCGGGAGGCGUGGUGUGUUUCUUCCCCUCCUACGAUUACUCCAGAAGGAUUCUGGAACACUGGGAGGCCAGCGGCGUCCUGGCACGCCUCUCUAGCAAGAAGAAGGUACACAUACCAUCUAGCAAUCAAAUAUAUAUGUUUCUGCCUCUGCAAGUUUUCUGUCUUGAAAGUCCAUAUAUUCAGUAUGUGUGUUUCUCAGAUCUUCCAGGAGCCAAAGAAAGCCAACCAGGUGGAACAGGUGCUCAAUGAGUUUUCAUGCACAAUCCAGGUGAGAGACACAAAACAAACUACCAUCACUACAAAAGACCUCUCAUCUCACCUUUCUGAGAUUUAAACAUCAGAUAAAGAUAUUGCUUAUUGGAAUGCUUGUUGAAAGACUCCUCUCUCUCUCUCUCAGAGGUGUGCUGUGGAUGGGGGUACACUCUCUGGAGCGUUGCUGUUCUCUGUGGUUGGGGGAAAGAUGAGCGAGGGUAUCAACUUCUCAGACGACCUGGGCAGGUGUGUGUGUUACAGAUCUCUCAUUUGUAGACUUUCUCAUCUGUGAAAACAGCAGUUGUUUGUUUCUUAGAUAAAGACUGUGUACGUCAGGGGUAGGCAACUAGAUUCAGCCACUGGCCGAUUGUUGUCGGAGCGGAUGGUCAGGGGAAAAUAAUUAUAAUAAUUUGUACACUGCAAAUUGACCACAACUGAGCCCAAAAAGAGAUUGUGUUUGAAAAUAACAAUAAUUUCAUGCCUUGAUUACAUUGACAUGAUCACAUACAGUGCAUUCGGAAAGGAUUCAGACCCCUUGACUUUUCCCCCCUCAUCAAUCUACACACAAUACCCCAUAAUGAGAAAUCGAAAACAGGUUUUUUGACAUUUUUUGCAAAUGUAUUAAAAAUAAAAAACAUACCUUAUUUACAUAAGUAUUCAGACCCUUUGCUAUGAGACUCGACAUUGAGCUCAGAUGCAUCCUGUUUCCAUUGAUCAUCCUUGAGAUGUUUAUACAACUUGAUUGGAGUCAAUCUGUGAUAAAUUCAAUUGAUUGGACAUGAUUUGGAAAGGCACUCACCUGUUUAUAUAAGGUCCCACAGUUGACAGUGCAUGUCAGAGCAAAAACCAAGCAAUGAGGUCGAAGGAAUUGUCCGUAGAGCUCCGAGACAGGAUUUUGUCAAGGCACAGAUCUGGGGAAGGGUACCAAACAAUUUCUGCAGCAUUGAAUGUCCCCAAGAACACAGUGGCCUCCAUCAUUCUUAAAUGGAAGAACUUUGGAACCACCAAGAGUCUUCCUAGAGCUGGCCGUCCCGGCCAAACUGAGCAAUCGGGGGAGAAGGGCCUUGGUCAGGGAGGUGAUCAAGAACCCGAUGGUCACUUUGACAGAGCUCCAGAGUUCCUCUGUGGAGAUGGGAGAACCUUCCAGAAGGACAACCAUCUCUGCAGCCCUCCACCAAUCAGGCCUUUACGGUAGAGUGGCCAGACGGAAUCCACUCCUCAGUAACUCCUCUUGGAGUUUGCCAAAAGGCACCUAAAGGACUCUCAGACCAUGAGAAACAAGAUUCUCUGGUCUGAUAAAACCAAGAUUGAACUCUUUGGCCUGAAUGCCAAGCGUCACGUCUGUAGGAAACCUGGCACCAUCCCUACGAUGAAGCGUGGUGGCAGCAUCAUGCUGUGGGGAUGUUUUUCAGCGGCAGGGACUUGGAGACUAGUCAGGAUCGAGGGAAAAAUGGAACAGAGCAAAGAACAGCGAGAUCCUUAACGAAAACCUGCUCCAGAGCGCUCAGGACCUCAGAAUGGGGCGAAGGUUCACCUUCCAACAGGACAACGAACCUAAGCACACAGCUAAGACAAUGCAGGAGUGGCUUCGGGACAAGUCUCUGAAUGUCCUUGAGUGGCCCAGCCAGAGCCCAGACUUGAACCCGAUUGAACAUCCCUGGACAGACCUGAAAAUAGCUGUGCAGUGACGCUCCCCAUCCAACCUGACAGAGCUUGAGAGGAUCUGCAGAGAAGAAUGGGAGAAACUCCCCAAAUACAAGUGUGCCAAGCUUAUAGCGUCAUACCCAAGAAGACUUGAGGCUGUAAUCGCUGCCCAAGGUGCUUCAACAAAGUACUGAGUAAAGUGUCUGAACUAAAUAUAAUAAAUAUCUAUUUUUUUAUUUGCAAAAAUUUAUAAAAACCUGUUUUGCUUUGUCAUUAUGGGGUAUUGUGUGUAGAUUGAGGGGGAAAAAACAAUUUAAUCAAUUUUAGAAUAAGGCUGUAACUUAACAAAAUGUGGAAAAAGUCAAGGGGUCUGAAUACUUUCUGAAUGCACUGUAUGUCCUUUUUUUAUUCAUGGAUUACUUGGAAACAGAUUUCCUAAAUGUAACUAAUUUUAGCUUAAUUCCUGGUGAUUUUACAGUCUUUCUUGACCCAAAACUAAAAUGCCGACCCCCGGUGUAUGUUAAUAAAGUGUGUGUGUGCGUGCGUGUGUAUAGGUGUAUUGUGAUGGUAGGGAUGCCAUAUCCAAACAUCAAGUCUCCAGAGUUAAAGGAGAAGAUGGCUUACCUGGACAAGAACCUGGUGAGAGGGAACACUCGCUCACACAUUUUCUGGUAUUCAUUUGCCAUUCUCCACUUCUCAUAGGGGCCAAUCCCAAUUUAGGAAUUUAUGCCUUUCCUACACACUUCUCAGUAUUUGGCAUUCAGACUUGCCUUAUUCAGUCACGUAACGCACUCUGCAGGUGUGGCUAUCUUGCUGAAAACCCUCCCACUUGCUGGCCAACAGAUUUUCUCUUGGAGUUUUCAUUCAAUGGGGUUUUCAGUACAUUUAUCUUAAGCCAUCCCUUUAAAUAUGGUGCACCUUUUUAAUUAUAAUUUCGUCGAAAGACUCAAUAAAAUACACAGAAAACAGGUUCACAAUAUAGGGAUCAAUUAAAGAAAGCCAUCUAUGCAUAUUUGUCUCCAUUUCAGCACCAACUGGUAAAUAAAAAAAAAAAAGAUUAUUUGUAGAUUAUUUAGGCACAUUGUAGGGUUAGGAAAGUAUGUAUGAAUCAUAAAAAAACUAAAAACAACGGUUUGAAGAGCCUUUACACAAAAGAUACUGUAUAUUGAUAAAUAAAAAAUACAUGGGUUUGAUUCAUCCUGAAACUUGUCAUAUUAAAGUUCAAUCCAUUAAAUAUUGGAAGGUGGGGAAAAAGUGUACAAUAAGGGUUGACAAUAGUCCUAUAAAUCUAUCCUAAUUCUCACUAAUCAUGGAACUGUAUGACAACGGUCCAGUCGUCGUGAACCGUGCGCCAGUCUCCAGGUUUAACCUGCUACGUGUGGUCUGACUUCCAUAAUGAUUCAAAUAGGCUACAUGUCCCAAAUGAUUGCACAAUGUUAGCCUAAUGUGAUAUGAUCCACUAAUGCUAGCGACCCUCAGGAACAACUACACAGACGUGACAGAGGAAAGAAAGGUAAACGGAAUGGAAUGAUGCAAAAAUAAAUGUAUGUGGGUGGCUCCCGAUAGUGGCUAAUAUUUAACAUGAUACAAAUUGUAAAAUAAAACUGAGAAAAGCCUGGGCAUAUAAUCAAACCAUUCUAAAGCGCAUACAUCAACUAUUUUUCCACUUGGAACCGGUAGAUUCGCUAGACCUUAUUCAUGGUUUCCUCGUGCGUAUUGGUGGUGGAACAAUUAGAGAAUUAAGUCAAGGUCAGAAUACGGUGUUUGUAGACACACGUUCAUUUAUUCAAGCUCCACCUCAAACGAAUAGUGGGUGAAUAGCAUGCUAUUCUCAAGCUUAAAUUCAAGGUCAGAAUACACAUAGAGAGAACAGUGCAUAAAAAGGGAAUUACGUUCCAUUUAUGCAAGCUGAACUCUGGUCGGAAUCUGGGCCAUAGAGAUGAAUGGAAAGCUCAGUCCAUCCUGGAUCCAUUAAUUGUUAGUCUAUGGCUUAGUCACACUCAAACUCUGUUCUGUUUCAGCCUCACUCUGGUGGGAGGAGUCCAGGCCAGGCUCUGAUAGAUAACCUCUGUAUGAAGGCUGUCAAUCAAUCCAUAGGUACUCUACCCAUAUCUAUACACCUCAGUUAAUCUAUAGUUAACUAUCUAUAUCUACAGCUAUGUAUACCCCUGGCCUAAUCAAUCAUUCUGUACCCCUAAUCAAACAAUCUUCUGGGGAUUACCUAAUUUCCUCUCCCCACAGGAAGAGCCAUCCGUCACCGUGGAGACUAUGCGUGUAUUGUUCUGUGUGACCGACGCUACUCCCGACCUGCAACGCUGGCCAAACUCCCUGACUGGAUCAGAGCACACACGCACACACACACCAAGUUCGGCCCUGCCUUUGCCGGCCUGAGACGGGUAAUGCACACGCACACACCGGCAAUGGGUAAUACACACACACACUCUACGUCUGUAGAGCACAGGCCCUCGCUGACCCAACUUCUUCUUGUCUCUUUCUCAGUUCUUUAUGGAGAAGAAGAAGCAACAACAGCAGCAGCUUUGA